AUGACUUUAAGUUCUACAGUGGAUCAGAAGCAGCCUGUGCAUAUACCUAAGAAGCUGCUCAGUGAUAGUCGUGAGGCGUCUGCAAUUAACAUAGAUGAAAUCCAUGCUUUUUUGGAGGGGUCGGUUAAGGUGUCGGCGAGUAUCAAAGAGAUGCUUGGACAGUUGGCGGGGGAUCCUGUUUUGGCUAGUGGGGUGAAGUAUUAUGAUUAUACCAAGGCCGAACAUAGAGAGUUAGCCGUUAAGAAGAUUGCUAGGCUUGCGUUGUAUUUGGAGAACGAUGUGAAGCAGACACGGAAGGUGUACCAUAAGGAUUUGAUUCGGGAUAUUCAGUCGCCUGAUGCUCCUUUAAUGACGAUUCAGGAUAUGGAGUUGUUUGAGAGGAGGUUUUCGCUGAUUGCUUUGAUCGACCCGCAGGUGGCUACUAGGUUUGGAGUUAAUGUGAGUUUGUUUGGCAACUGUGUAAAGGGUAACGGUACUGACGAGCAGAUCAAGUAUUGGUUGCAGGAACGUGGUUUGUUGCUAGGUAAGGGUAUCUAUGGGUGUUUUGCUAUGACUGAGCUUGGCCAUGGGUCCGAUGUGGCUAAUUUGCAGACUUUGGCUACUUAUGAUAAGGAGACCGAUACUUUUAAGAUCACCACGCCAGAUUUGGUUGCUACCAAAUGGUGGAUUGGUGGUGCGGCGCACAGUGCCACACAUGCUACUGUUUAUGCUCGGUUGAUUGUGGAGGGGAAGGACUAUGGUGUCAAGACGUUUGUUGUUCCCUUGAGAGAUCCUAAGACUAUGGAAGUUCUUCCAAGUAUUUCGAUCGGUGAUAUUGGUUCCAAGAUGGGUCGUGAUGGUAUUGAUAACGGUUGGAUUCAAUUCCAUGGGGUUGUUAUUCCUCGUGAAUACAUGUUGAGUAGAUUUACAAAGGUUAUUCCCGGGAAUCCGCCAAAGGUGGAUCUGGAGCCAUUGUUGGACUCUGUUUCUGGUUAUACGGCUCUCUUAGCUGGGCGUGUUGGUAUGGUUAUGGACUCAUACAGGUUUGGGUCUCGGUUCAGCACAAUUGCUACUCGUUAUGCUGUUUGCAGACAGCAAUUUGGUGAGUUUAACAAUGAGACUCAGUUGAUCGAAUAUCCAUUGCACCAAUACCGUGUGAUACCCCAGAUUGCUAUUUCUUACUUGAUUGCUCCAGCAGCAAUGAAAUUAUCACGGACCUACGGUAAUGUUUUGAACGAUUUGUAUGCCGCAGGCGACGAUAAGAAACGUUUGAUUACUGUAAGUGCUAAGUUGAAGGAUUUGUUUAUUGAAUCUGCUAGUUUGAAAGCUACCAACACUUGGUUGGUAGCUACGUUGAUCGAUGAAUUAAGACAAUCUUGUGGUGGCCACGGUUACUCCAGUUACAACGGUUUCGGUAAAGGUUACAAUGACUGGGUGGUUCAGUGCACAUGGGAAGGUGACAACAACGUCUUGUGUUUGACUUCAGGUAAGUCCAUCUUGAAGAAGUUUGGGGAUAUCGCUAAAGGUAAAGAGGUGGUCAACUACGAUCCAUCUCUGUCAUAUUUGAAGACCGAUUUUGUCCAGAAAGUCGUUUUCAGUUCCACCAAGAGCAUUGGUAACUUGGCCAAUCUGGAUGAUUACCGUGAUAUCUGGGCUGUUGCUCUCAUUAAAUACUUGAAGUACUGUGGUGAGAUUGUCCGCAAGAAUAAAGACCCCAACUCAAUUUCCAAAGCCUUGGUCAGUAUCGCUAAGUUCCACGCCUUCCACUCUAUGCUCCAGGAGUUCCACAGAAAGUUGUCUUCUGACACAGAUAGCUGUGUCUCCGACGAAUCUACUAAAGAGGUCUUGUGGAUGGUCUACAAGUUAUUCUCGGUUUACUUCAUCGACAAAUUCAGCGGCGAGUUCCUACAAUUGAAGGUCUUCUCUCCAGAUCAAAUGACCUCCAUCAUCCAGCCGCAACUCUUGUCCUUGCUCCCAGAAGUAAAGACCCACGCUGUCAGACUAACAGAUGCUUUCCAACUACCAGAUAUCAUCAUCAACUCGCCAAUUGGGUACUACGAUGGAGAUGUCUACCAUAACUACUUCAACGAUGUGACUAAAGUCGCCGCUGAAGAUUCCACCCCCGGUGCACCCCCUUACACAGAACGUCUCACCUCGUUCUUGGGCCGUGGCUUCGAAUUUGACCGUCUGGGUGGCAUUAAUGAUCAAGUCUUCAAGAAGUUGGGUAAAUGA
Messenger RNA from Eremothecium cymbalariae DBVPG#7215, 2211 nucleotides. RefSeq names its product acyl-CoA oxidase (gene POX1). Gene Ontology annotation, cellular component: peroxisome. The coding region runs from base 1 to 2211 and encodes 736 amino acids. Gene Ontology annotation, biological process: fatty acid beta-oxidation using acyl-CoA oxidase; lipid homeostasis. The transcript has a single exon. NCBI's taxonomy places the organism in Eukaryota, Fungi, Ascomycota, Saccharomycetes, Saccharomycetales, Saccharomycetaceae. Gene Ontology annotation, molecular function: fatty acid binding; FAD binding; acyl-CoA oxidase activity. The record is from RefSeq and is a predicted model, not a curated record.